Molecule: messenger RNA, 1716 nt
Organism: Diabrotica virgifera virgifera (western corn rootworm)
Lineage: Eukaryota; Metazoa; Arthropoda; Insecta; Coleoptera; Chrysomelidae
Product: glutathione S-transferase 1-like
Exons: 6
Coding region: 89-802 (237 amino acids)
Biological process (GO): glutathione metabolic process
Molecular function (GO): glutathione transferase activity
Source: RefSeq, a predicted model, not a curated record
UGCUCUGUUGGAAUAUUCAUUUGGAGUCGCUGAGUCUCUGAUACGGUGUGCCCCCCAAGUUGCAUUCGUGAGCACACUGGGGAAUUGUAUGGAAAACGAGGGAGUUGUCCCUCUCAAUACCAAAACAUUCGAUCCGAAAAUGGCACAUAGUAUUGAUAUUUAUUAUUUUACUAUGAGCCCACCGUCCCGAUCUGUGUUGAUGCUGAUGAGAACUUUGGGCGUCAAACACAACAUAAAAAUUGUCAAUGUACUUAACGGAGAACAAAUGAAACCCGAGUUUCUUAAGAUAAAUCCUUUACAUACUAUCCCCACAAUCAACGACAAUGGCUUUAUUUUAUCUGAAAGUAUUGCAAUAUUGAAAUAUUUAGUAGAUCAAUACGGAAAAGAUGACAGUUUGUAUCCAAGAGACAGCAAAAGAGGAGCAAUCGUUACUCAAAGGUUAAGCUUCGCAAAUACUACACUAUUUCCCAGAUUUAUAUCGACACACAUAGUACUUUUAUUUGGUGGAUCAGUAUCAGACGACGACAAGAAAAAAUUUAAUGACGCUUUGGAAUACCUUGACAAUAUUCUCAGCGAUUCUAAAUGGAUGGCAGGUGAGAAUAUGACGGUAGCUGACUUUGCUAUGAUAGGAAUUUUGUCUAACGUUGAGGCUGCUGGUGUAUACGACUUGACCUCGUUUAACGAUUUGUGGCAGUGGUACGAAAAAAUGAAAACAUCCUUGUCGAGUUAUGGAUACGAGGAUAUCAUGCAAGCUGGAGCCGAUGCUUUUGGUCACAUGAUAAAAAACAAAAUAAAUUCUUAGAUAUGUUUAGCUUUUCUGCAUUUCUAUAUUUCUAUCCAUCUAUUCACAAAUAUUUAUUAAAAAUAAAACGGGAUAAUACCCGAAGGUUGGCUGUAUACCAUCUAGUUAAAUAAAAUUAACAUGAAGUAAAACUCCCUAGUGUAGUUGGUAUAUUUAAUAAAAAUUCUAAAAAUUUUUAAAAAUCCAAACGGAUUACGUUCAAAACGUUUUCGGACUUAUCAGUCCAUCAUCAGUGAACCUAAAAGUAAGUAAUCUCACUUACUAAAAUUGAAAAAGGGUGAAAUUUUGAAUGUUAAAAAAUUGAAAAGUGUGGUUACGAUUACUUAAUCUCUGUCCUUGCCAAAUAGCCACAAUGCCAAACACUGGUCAAGAUGUAUGUUCUAACUACAUGGUGAAAUUUGUUAAACAAUUUGGCUUACAUUGGAUGCCAACGUAAUAAUUUUUAUUCUUCAUAAUAAAAAAAUCUCUUAAUUAAUGGAGUAGAGAAUCAUGUACCUAGUACUAUUCCGUUGGCAUCCAAUGUAAGCCAAAUUGUUUACCAAAUUUCACCAUGUAGUUAGAACAUACAUCUUGACCAGUGUUUGGCAUUGUGGCUAUUUAGCAAGGACAGAGAAUAAGUAAUCGUAACCACACUUUUCAAUUUUUUAACAUUCAAAAUUUCACCCUUUUUUAAUUUUACUAAGUGAGAUUACUUACUUUUAGGUUCACUGAUGAUGGACUGAUAAGUCCGAAAACGUUUUGAACGUAAUCCGUUUGGAUUUUUAAAAAUUUUUAGAAUUUUUAUUAAAUAUACCAACUACACUAGGGAGUUUUACUUCAUGUUAAUUUUAUUUAAAUAUUUAUUAUUUUAACAGAUUUCAACGAUCAUUAUAAACUAAAAGGAUUGUAAUAUUGUUAAUAAAAUAUUAAAACUA